Molecule: messenger RNA, 3654 nt
Organism: Epinephelus moara (kelp grouper)
Lineage: Eukaryota; Metazoa; Chordata; Actinopteri; Perciformes; Serranidae
Gene: plekhg6
Product: pleckstrin homology domain containing, family G (with RhoGef domain) member 6
Exons: 15
Coding region: 43-3258 (1071 amino acids)
Biological process (GO): endothelial cell migration; Rho protein signal transduction
Cellular component (GO): plasma membrane; axon; endocytic vesicle
Molecular function (GO): guanyl-nucleotide exchange factor activity
Source: RefSeq, a predicted model, not a curated record
GGAGAAAGCUAACAGAAACCAAAGAUGACUGUGUGAAACAAAAUGGAUCCAGCAAAGCCCAGCCUUUCUUCAAAGGCACCGCAUGUAAACAACGGAGGGGGAAAUGAAUCAGUGAUGGAAGAAGCAUCUGUACCCUGGCGAGACGGUGUGGACGGGGAGAGGCAGAGGGACGCGGAAACAGACGCUGUUGAUGGGACGACAGCAGCUGCAGAGAUCAACCAUCACCACAGGGGGUCAGCAGACAAACACAAGUUCAGCACGUUUGGAUAUCAGAGGCGAACCAAGCAGAAGGUGGUGACUGACUUUGCAACAGUGAGUAAGGGACCGUCUGCAGGAGCCAAACCUAGAGCUGCACUGAGACAGGUCCUGUUCAGCCAGGGAGUGUCUGAGAAAACACCGGCAUCUGAGGAGCGAGGUCAGCUGGAUGUGUUGAAGCAGGAGCUGGGGGGCUUUGCUGUGCCGGUCAAUCUAAGGUGGAUGUGGAAGGAGGAAAGUCAGGGAACCAUGCUGGAGAAGAACUGGACAGAUAUAGUGCACUCUCAUUCAACGAUGUCUAAGACGCAGAGACACCAACAGGAGGCACUGUGGGAGUUUGUUCACACUGAGCUCACCUACAUCAACAAGCUCAUUAUCAUCAAAGAUCUGGUUGUUGCAGCUCUUGAAAACCUGCGCAAGUGUGGAUUUCUUCCGGAGGUGACCCCUGAGCUGCUUUUCUCCAACCUUGCCUCCAUCCUAAUCGCACACCAGAAGUUCUGGCAGGAGGUGAUUUUUCCCAUGUUACAAGAAGUCCGGAGGACAGGCAAGCCCUUUGACCCCAUGAUGUUAGAGGCUGGUUGCCUGCAGUUCCACAAGCGCUUCGCUUCCUAUCAGCAUUACUGCUGGGAGGAGGAGAACAAUCUGGAGUUCACACGCAGGCAGAUGGAGAGCAACCCACAUUUCCUCACCUACGUCCAGUGGGUGGAGACUCACCCUCAGUGUAACAGGAUGCGGCUCGGGGACAUGCAGGCCAAACCCCAUCAGAGGAUCACAAAGUACCCUCUGCUGCUCAAAGCUGUGCUGAAAACCACCCAGGAUCCUCGUGUACAGCACACACUCAGAGGCAUGUUAUCCAGUGUAAACAACUUUUUGGAGAGUAUCAAUGACUACCUGAGGCUAAGAGAUGAGGAACUCGCCCUCACCAUCUCCGCUCAGAGGGUGGAGGGAUACGAGGUGGAGGGAAUAAAUGAAGACAUUGACAAGCAUGUCCGAGAGAUCUGCCAGUUUGACCUAACAUGCCCCAUCAGAGGAGUAGGCCCUGAUGUUGUGCGUAAGCUCCUGCUGGAGGAGAACUUGAAGAUUCGGGGGAGAAAAGACAGCAAGCUAGAGGUGGUGGCUCUCCUUUUCUCAGAUGUGCUUCUAAUGACCAAAGUCCAGAAGAAGGGAGAGCGGCUGAAGGUAAUUCGACCUCCUCUGGCCCUCGACAGAACGUAUUGCAUAUCACUGAAAGAUGGCUGUUCAUUUGUUCUCGUGGAGGUGGGUGAGCUUCGGAGUGCCCUGAAUGUCUACAUAUUUGUAGCCAGCACCUCAGACAGCUGCUCCACGUGGGUCUCCACCAUCCACCAGGCAAAGGAAACACUGAUGAUCCUGAGACAAACAGAGAACAACAGACAACUAGAGAACUGGAGAAUCCAGCAGCUGGAGGCCAAACCUGUCACAGAAGCCAAAGCAGAUGAUAUGGAGACAGAAGAACAAACUUUAUUACCAUCAAGACGAGAGACUUUUGUGGAUGAACUUAGUGAGGAACUUAUUAUCCCCAGAUCAAUAAAUGGGAUGUUGGCGUCAAACGAAGCAGAAGAACAGGAUCAGCCUCCAGAUGAUGACACCACUAAUAAUCCUCUUGUACCUGUUUGGCACUCCCAGGCCAACAUCAGUAACCGUAGAUCACUGAAUAGAGGCGUUGCUGCUCGGCAACCAGAAGUCCAAGGAUAUGAAUGGAUAGAAAUGGGAGUGAGAGCUGAACAAGUCAGGUUCUACACAGAGGAAGAGGAGCAAAGGGGGCAAAUGGUGAACUGGAACCACAGGGUGCAAUCUGCCCCUAAUCUGGGUCAGUACGUUCAUGCUGCUGAUCCGUUCAGAUACAACACAACUGGACCACUCUUCUAUCCAGAUGUUGACUACCCAACAGACGAAGAGAGUACUUCACAGCCUCCUUACCAAACCACAGUAUUCAGGGAGGGGCCUGAGUUUUUAAGACCACCAGGAGAGGGAGUAAUAUCAACAAGGAGAGACUCAGAUUCGCAGUCUGUGAACCAGGACUCCAGGAGAAAUUCCAACUACAGCCAGUCUGGAGAUGAGACUUUUCCAGAUGCUUGGGCUUUCUCCAAAAAUCUGAAGUCACCCGGGUUACGGAGAAGGAGGCCGGUCAGUACUCAUCCCUCUACUCAGACAUCUAGGCAGUUCUUCCAGGACUCAGGUCAGACAAACAGUGAUACUCUCUCUAGCCCCAACAAUAAACUGAAGAGAAGCUCUCUUCCCCCUGGCACAGAUUCACACCGGGUGCUAAAGCUGGGCUCCCUGAAGCCGAACCAAGGGAUGUUUUGGAAAACGAAUGACAGAGUCUCCCCAGACCCUCGGACAUUUUCUGAAUCUGAGCUUCCUGUUCCUAACUUCUAUAACAGAGCAAAAAACAUAAGGAGAGCUUCCAUUCCUAACAUCAUCAUCGAAGGAGGCAAUGGACUUCGUAUGCACCCCAGCAGUCUGUACACAUUACCAACAGAGAAUGCGGCUUUCCCCAUCUCAAGACAUAACCCUAACGGACACCACUCACCUCUGGAGGGACUCCUGGAAAGAGCCAGAGAGAGAGAUGGAUUAUUAAGAAGAGGCAGAAAUGCAACAAUGCCUAAUCUGAGGUCAAGGUAUCCUCCUCCUUCCCCCUCGUUUUCCAUCACAUCGUCACCAUCACCAUCGCCCAGUGAUGGAGACAGAGACACUGAGUGGGGGGAAGAGGAGGUGGAGCUGAUGAGACACAGAGCGCUCACAGUGAGUAAAGGAUGGAAGGAGCAGUUGGUGGAUGGAGAUGAAGAUGACAAGAGGAACAGUGUUAUCUUUACGGACGGAGUAAAUGUGGACUGGGCCGGUUGGUGCUUUGAUGAUGAUGAGGUCAUGGAUCAUUUACAGCCUGCAGGCGAAGGCUUCCUGGAGGGCAUCAGCCGAUCUUUGGCCUCCUGGGACAUCCAGGGACUCUCAGAGCAAGAAGACGGGGAGUGUAGUCAGGUGUAGCUCAGAAGCUGCACCACAGAGUCCUGUGGUUAUGGGGUGGACUGCCGACCAGUGACCUUUCAUGCAAACUCGAAAUUCAGUCCGUGAAUGUGCACUACAGAGGGACAAAUUAUCAAGGAUGCUUUGCUUGAAGCACACAAAGGAGAAAAACAAACAUCUCUCCAGCAGAUCAACAAGCUUCUGGUUUUUACAAUAACACAAAUGUUUUCAGCAUGAAUUCAUGGCCCGUAAUGAUUCUGUAGUAUUUGCAAAAUAAUGUAAUAUGUAUAUUUUUUUGUAGAAUACAUAAACAUGUGGUCAGUGUUGUGUGUAAAUAUGAUGAAACAUUAUUUUUUAUACGUGACUGUAUAUAUUAUUUAUAUCAAUGAUAAUUUUCCACCUUCAGAUUGUACAUAA